CAGGCUGAAAACGUGAGAAGAAAAACAGACAGGGCUGUAGCAUCAGUCGGACGUCAACUCCGCGGAAAAGGAGGUCUGAAGUAAAACGUAAAUAGAUACAAAUAAGAACAGAGGAUCACCUCCUGCAGCUGCAGCGACCUCUCUUCUCUCUGCAGACCUCUGUCCUGGAGAACACUCCCAUCACAUACCGAGCAUAUUCGUCCAUCACCGCGCCCAGGAGAGGGUGACAGGAGCGUGGAAAAGCCAACAGAGGAAAAGGACGAAGGGAGGAAGCUGUAAAGGACAAGAACAAGAGCCCAGAAGAAAGGGGGAGAGCUGGGGUUGUGAGUAGAGGAUGGAGGCCCUACUUCCUGUGCUGAAGAGUCACCCAGGCCCGUCAGUGCUGGUGUGCUCUCUGCUUUUCAGAGUGGCCCACCGGCUUCUGCAAAGGCUGCCUGUGCCCAAAGUGGUGAGGCAGGAUGAUCUCCACUCCUGGAAGUGGAGGAACCUCUCCGUCUCCCUGGUGCACUCCCUGCUGACUGGGACAUGGGCCCUGACCUGUGUGGUGGUUUGGCCAGAGACGCUGAGCAACAUCCACUCUCACCACACCCCUCUGUCGUACCUGCUCGUCUGCGUCUCAACAGGAUACUUUGUGCAAGAUGCGGGUGAUAUCAUCCUGACGAGACAUGCAAGAGGAUCAUGGGAAUUCUUACUCCAUCAUGCCCUGGUGAUCUGGUGCUUCCUGUACGCCCUCUACACUCAGCUGUAUGUGGCCGGCGCUGUAAUCGCUCUGUUUGUGGAGGUGAACAGUGUCACUCUGCACCUGAGGCUGAUGCUGAAACUGGCCGGCGCUCAGUCCUCCUCCAUGUACCAAGUCAACAAAUUCGCCAACCUCUUCACUUACAUCAUGUUUCGUCUGAGCACCCAGUUCUACCUCACCUGGUACAUCAUGCACAAUUACUCCUGGCUGGACCACGGCGGAUACUUUCUCGGCACCAUGAUCAUGAUGAAUGUCAUGAUCCUGAUUUACUUCUACCGCCUACUCCGCGCUGACUUCUUCCCCCGGAGUAAAAGCUAUGUGGGACAGAACGGGACACAUAACAACAACAAAAAGUUUCUCAGUGAUUGACGUGGAGAAAGGUUACGGGACUAUAUUAUAUUGUUUUUAGGGUGAGAGUUUACACAUUUGUCUUUUUCAAACCAUAACUGACACCAUUCCUUGUGACCACAGGUUCCCUUGUUGUGCCUCACUGCCAAAGAACAAACAACACCCCCUUCUGGACAAGGUGAAGCUUUGUUUGGGUCAAAAGAAUAAUUGUCUUUUCACAGGGAAAAAUAAAAAGCAACACCUCUUUGAUAGAAGCCAAAACUAUGUGUUAAUCUCUAGUGACAUUUAUCAAACCAUUUUACGACUUUUAGAAUAUUUAAGAUUGUUUUUAGUAUUAUAUAACCUGCAAGGAAAAGGUUGACAUUUUUUGAAAUACAAUUGUCAAUUCUUGACAAAAGCAUUACAUGAGAAGACUGAUACCACCCUCCUGUUUGUAUGGUAAAUAUGAAGCCAUAGCCAGCAGCUGUUUAUAUUAUCUUAGCACAAUGAGUGGAAACAGGAAGAAACCUACAGCUCGUCUGGAUCUGUCCUACGGUAACAAAAAUCCUCCUGCAAAACCACAACUUGUUUUUACACUUCGGCUUUUGUACAGAUUAAACAAACAAGAUAUUAUAAGUUAAUUAGUGAGCUUUAGAGCUUAUGCCGUGUUAAUGACUUACAAAGAAGUAGAGAGUUAGCUACAUAACACUGUGUGACACUUUUACUCAAAACAACCCGAGGCCUGAUGAGAAACAUUAACCUUGACUAUUUUUUUUCAUGAAACAUUUUUGAAUGUGAUGUUUGAAUGUCUGAUGUGAAAGCAGCAUUACCUCUUUCAACUUGAAUUUUUACAAGUGGGAAACUGAUCAUUUCUGUACCUCAGAUAUAUCACGAACGCAUUACAAAACAUGAGAGAGUGGUAUCAAUCUUCUCAUUUAACUCUCAGCAAGAAAGCGGUGUAUUUCUAAAAAAUGUCAAAAUGUUCCUUAAUCCAUCAGAAAAAAAAAACCUGCGUGAUAAAUAGUUAAACGCAUAAGUUUAAAAUGUGAAAUUUUAGUAUUUGCUAACAAUCUUAACUGACAGCCUAGCUAUAUGUUGCCAUAUAUAUCCAACAUUUGCAGAGGGUUUGCAGUUUUCUCUCUUUGGGUGUUUGAACGAACAGACAAGUGGGAUUUUCUGACCUUAAAUUUACCAGCAGCACACUCACAUUUUAAAAAUAUGUGUAUACAGUAUGUCCUCUCCCCUUGUCUCAAUGAAGCCAUUUGUGGCAGAGGAGAUACUGGGCUUUGACUUAGCUGGUACAUAAUGUUGCAAAGGACCAACUGAACGUGUAACACAGGACAAUUUAUAGUCCUUUUAUGGUUGUCAUAUGAAAUUUGUUGGUAUUUGAAACGAGCUGGAACUUCCUGCCAGUUAAUAGUCUGAUAAUUUUGCUCAGUGGGAAGAGGGAACCAUGAGAAACCCUUCACGAGCAGGCAGCAGCACAAUCACCACUGUUACUGCAUCCAUGUAGUUGGACUUGUGUGGAGUAAUAGAAUAUCCUCACAGUGUGUAUCAUAUUUGCUUGUUUGAGAAGUAAUAGGUCUUUUACAGAGUGGAUCCCUUUUUUAAGAAUGAUGAAAUUCAGGUGAAGAUGUGUCUCCUCUUCCUCUUCUUUUCCUCAAAAAUGGAUAUAUAGCAUUUUGUAAAUAUGUCCUCAAGUGUGCAUUCCUUUUUGAUAUAUUUCAAAGGAUAAUAUACGCACACACUGUCAAGCAUUAGUGGACUUUAAAAACCUAAUGAUCAGCACAUUUCAUUUUCUAUUUCAGCCAACACCAAAAAAAUCAGACAUGGAUACGGUGUAGAUGUGUUUGACCUGUGCUACAGUGCCUUUACUACAGUGCCUUUUCAAAAAUACGAGCAAAGCAGAGAUAAAGAUGAUGUAAAGAAAGUAUAGAUUCUAUAGCAUGAUAUAUGUAUGUGGGAGAUUUUUGAGACAAACUAACACUAAAUUCAUUUGAUCAUGACCACAAUAAUGUAUAAUGUAUCUUGUAUUAAAGUGAAAACUGUUUUUUAGGAGCCACGUAUUUUGGAUUGUUGAGUGAUACUAUGAAUUAAAAAAGAAUUUAAAAUCACAA
Messenger RNA from Seriola aureovittata, 3183 nucleotides. It is a transcript of the gene tlcd1, whose product is annotated as TLC domain containing 1. The record is from RefSeq and is a predicted model, not a curated record. The coding region runs from base 335 to 1108 and encodes 257 amino acids. The transcript is spliced from 4 exons. Gene Ontology annotation, biological process: phospholipid homeostasis; membrane assembly; regulation of membrane lipid distribution. Gene Ontology annotation, cellular component: plasma membrane. NCBI's taxonomy places the organism in Eukaryota, Metazoa, Chordata, Actinopteri, Carangiformes, Carangidae.